UCUAGCUUGCUACUCUCACUUCCUCCAUUAGCCUAAAACUUGAUUCCGAGUUUCCAACCUCCUGUGUGGCUGUGUUCAGCAUCCCGGUAGCACUCUGUGAAGAAUUCAAUUCAGAGCACGCCGCGAUGACGCAAAAGAUUGUGAUCAAGGUGGAUAUGACGUCCGACAGGUGCCGGUCCAAGGCCAUGGCGCUGGUGGCGGCGACGUCAGGGGUGGACUCGGUGGCGCUGGCCGGGGACGGCAGGGACCAGGUGGUGGUGGUCGGCGACGGCAUCGAUUCCGUCAGGCUAACCACCGCGCUGCGCAAGAAGGUAGGCCACGCGCAGCUCGUGCAGGUCGGCGAAGCCAAGGAGGAGAAGAAGCCCGCUGCCGCCGCCGUCGAGUACACGUACCAGUACUACCCUUCGCACGCGGUGCCGCUCUACGAGCACACCGCCGGCGCCUACGGUUACCAGCAGUACCACUCCCGGCCGGGCACCUGCUCCAUAAUGUAGACAAGAGGUUUGCAGGCAAUCGCAAACGUACGUAUAUAGUAGUUCUUGGGUAUUCUUUCUGUUUAGGCGUUUAGCUUUCGUUGCGUUGGUUGUUGUCAAAGCUUCCUGUAGUUAA
This is a messenger RNA of Lolium rigidum, 609 nucleotides long. RefSeq names its product disease resistance protein Pik-1-like. Bases 126 to 494 code for a protein of 122 amino acids. NCBI's taxonomy places the organism in Eukaryota, Viridiplantae, Streptophyta, Magnoliopsida, Poales, Poaceae. Gene Ontology annotation, molecular function: metal ion binding. The record is from RefSeq and is a predicted model, not a curated record. The transcript has a single exon.